AUGUCUCUCAAGCAAGAAAUUGAGACCUGGGUACAGGCCCUCGAACAUUUUGAUAACCAGCAGUAUGACCUGGCCCUGCGUGCUUUUGCUGGCAUUGCGGACACCUCCAAGAUCCUCUUCAAUUGUGGAGUCAUCUAUGCAACGUUAGGAGAGCAUGAGAAAGCAGUCCAGUGCUUUCAGAGCGCUGUCAGUCUAGACCAAUAUCUGGCUAUAGCCUACUUUCAGGAAGGAGUAUCCAACUUUCUCCUCGGCGACUUUGAAGAGGCGCUGGCCAAUUUCAACGACACCCUGCUGUAUCUGCGAGGCAACACGUUCAUCGACUAUGAACAACUAGGUCUCAAAUUCCGUUUGUAUUCGUGUGAGGUCUUGUUUAACCGGGGCCUCUGCUACAUCUAUCUACGGCAAAUGGGUCCCGGUAUGCAAGAUCUUGAGUACGCAGCCAAGGAGAAAGUUACGCCGGACCACGACGUCAUCAACGAUGCUAUCAGGGAAAAGGCCGAGGGAUACACCGUAUUUUCAAUUCCCGUAGGUGUGGUGUACCGGCCUAACCAAGCCAAAGUGAAGAACCUCAAGACCAAAGACUACCUAGGAAAGUCGAGAGUAGUUGCCGCCAAUCGACUCAGUACACCCGUCGACAUGGCCCAGACAAGGACCCCGGAUGCCGUACCGUUUGCAACAUCUCAUCUGGUCCAGAAGGGCCUAACAAGCCGCAGCCGGCAACAAUCAGAGCCACCUCUACACCGCAACCUGUUUCCUCCCACACCGCCACCAGACGCUGAUAAAGCCAGUCUCAACAGCUCAUCGGGUACCACCACCGUGGCAGCAGCAGGGCCGGCUCGCCCUAGCCCUGCCCCACCAGAAAAGCCCCGUAUUGGAACGACCCGGACAGCAUCAGAACCCCGAGGGUCGUCUUCCCGACAACAGACCGGUAGAUUUGCUCCCGAGCGUCAGCCAUAUCCUCGAGAAGGCGGUCGUGGUCAUCGGAGGGGCGCGAGCGACACUAGCUUUGCAGCAGCAUCGAACGGCUACGCAGAGGAGGCAUAUGGAACGUCCGGACAUGCUCGUGCAAUGACCCUUUCCAACGGUGGGCGUCCUCCCCUUCAGCAGGAACGAUACAUCGACGAGGAGGAUGAGUACGCCAGUUCCCCCUGCGACGAGGAGGUAUCCCUCGGGGCCGGAUUUGAGAUUAUGGAUGCGCGACAGAGGACGCGGUCACGGAGCCGUGGCCCACCACGGGGGUACUCGCGACGGCCAGAGGUGCGCAAGUUCCGAGUUAAGGUGCAUUCAUUCGAGGAUACGCGGUACAUUAUCAUCGGGCCGAUGAUAGAGUUCGUGGAGUUUGAGACGCGCAUCCGCGAAAAGUUCGGGUUCCGCAUGGCGCUCAAGAUCAAGAUGCAGGAUGAGGGGGAUAUGAUCACGAUGGUGGACCAGGAGGAUCUGGAUCUGCUGCUCAUGGCAUCUCGAGAGAUUGCUGGACGAGAGGGAAGUGAAAUGGGAAAGAUGGAGGUGUUCACUUCGAUCUUUACCUCCACCAACAACACCACGCACCACACAAUGACGGACAUAACCCUCACAUUCAACUCCCUUGUGAAAACAGAUAACCCAAAUGCAUCUACAUCUGCGCGUCCUCUGUCCACCGAAACUGCCGAUGAAUUCCUCAAAGAAGCCUACCGAAUUUCCAUCCGCCCUUCCUACCUGAGCACAGCCACCCAAACCCGGGCCCCAAAACAAGCACCACCUCCCACCCCCAAAGCCGCCCACAGUCACAACCAGUCCGUCGGCCAGAAACCAAAGCCGGAAAUCCUCUCCUCCGCAGAACGCGACAACAUCGACUCGUCCACCUCGCACCUCCUCCGCACCCUCAGCACCUCAAUCACCAAUCUUUCCGCGGCUGAAUCCCUCCGCCAAGAAACGUUCUCCUCCCUCCUCGAUCGGAAGUACGGGCGGCCCAGCGCCAGAGCAACGAAGCUUUUGUUUAAAUGGGCCGGCGGGGCCUCCCUGGCCUCGGGAAACGAUGGAAAUAGCCCCAGAGCGGCGGCGGCGGCGGCGGCGGCGGCGGCAGGGGAGGACGAUGAUGCAGGGAAAUCCACCGAGCAGAUCGCCGAUGAAGGAACGGGGAGGGCGCUCAAGGGCGUGCGGGAAAGCGUUGUUUGGUUUCUGAGCAGGAGGCUCGAGGUGGUUGUUGAGAUGCAGAGGGAUAUGGUUGAGCGGAGGAUUGAGCGGGCAAGGGAGAAGGAGAAGAGUGUGCUUUACAAGGCCUCGACGUUUCCUCUUAAUUCUGGCUCUGCUUCGGGUUCGGGCUCGAUCGCUCCUUCGCAGUCGUCUUCUUCUUCCCCUGGGGACUCGGUGAGUCCCGCAGCGAAUCUCAGUCCUGGACCGAGCUGCGCGACGCUCGAGGAAUCCGAAGUCGCCGCCAUCGAAGCCGAGCUGUCUCCGGAGCAAUUGCAGUUGUUUGCGGAAGAGAACGAUUCCAUGGUUCGGUAUUAUGAGGAUACAUUAGGGAAAGUUCAAAAUGCCGAAAAAUCCCUCCUUGAAAUCUCCUCGCUGCAGCAAACGCUUGUCUCGCAUCUCUCGACCCAAGAAGAAUACAUCACACAGCUUGUAGGCGACGUGGUCAACACGGAGACAAACAUCGGACAGGGAAACAGGGAACUGAAGCGCGCAACCGAGCGGCGCAGUGCAGCGCAGGCGGUGUUUUGGGGGACGGUGGGGUUAUGUACGUGGUUGGUGGUUUGGGAUUUGGUGUUUUAA
Aspergillus ochraceoroseus IBT 24754 is the source of this 2751-nucleotide messenger RNA. Its product is annotated as putative PB1 domain protein. Lineage: Eukaryota; Fungi; Ascomycota; Eurotiomycetes; Eurotiales; Aspergillaceae. Bases 1 to 2751 code for a protein of 916 amino acids. The transcript has 8 exons. The record is from RefSeq and is a predicted model, not a curated record. Gene Ontology annotation, molecular function: protein binding.